Molecule: messenger RNA, 1885 nt
Organism: Oncorhynchus keta (chum salmon)
Lineage: Eukaryota; Metazoa; Chordata; Actinopteri; Salmoniformes; Salmonidae
Product: BTB/POZ domain-containing protein KCTD5-like
Exons: 7
Coding region: 115-1032 (305 amino acids)
Biological process (GO): proteasome-mediated ubiquitin-dependent protein catabolic process; protein homooligomerization
Cellular component (GO): cytoplasm; Cul3-RING ubiquitin ligase complex
Molecular function (GO): cullin family protein binding
Source: RefSeq, a predicted model, not a curated record
CACGGUUGUGGUAGAGAGGGAACAGGCGUUGUUGAAAGGGAGAGGAAGCUGAAACGGCAGUUGGUACGCAAGCUAUUUAUUUUUAACGUUGCUUGCAUCCAUUGCUAUUUCCUAAUGGCAACGGAGGAUAAAAGGAAAUCUGUGCCGCAGGCUGAAUCAGAAGUCGGUUCGUUACCGACACCUCAUGGCUACAAUAACAAUAAUAACAACAACAACAAUAAUAACAAAGAUAGCGAGGGAAGCGAGAAUACGACCACGGCCACUUCGAGCGCUACCGCAUCGAGCGGGACAGGAACUCAUAGCAUCGGGAACGGCUCUGGAGUCAACCCUACAGUGGGAAAUAACGGGAAAUGGGUCCGGUUGAACGUCGGCGGCACAGUAUUCCUCACAACGCGACAUACCCUACUCAAAGAACAAACGUCCUUUCUCUAUCGGCUCUGUCAACACCAGGACUUACAUUCGGACACGGACGAGACAGGGGCCUAUGUGAUAGACAGAGACCCCACCUACUUCGGCCCUAUCCUUAACUACCUGCGACACGGCAAACUGGUCUACAACAAGGAGCUGGCUGAAGAAGGUGUGUUAGAGGAGGCUGAGUUCUACAACAUCACUCCUCUGAUAAAACUGAUCAAGGAGAGGAUCCUGGAGCGGGACUGUAAAGUCACACAGCAGGUGCCUCCUAAACAUGUGUACCGGGUGCUGCAGUGCCAGGAGGAGGAGCUGACCCAGAUGGUUUCCACCAUGUCAGACGGCUGGAAGUUUGAGCAGGUCAGCGUGCGCACCUGCAGAAAGCCCCGCACCGGACUGCUCUGGACUAUGGUAAACAUUGGUUCGUCGUAUAGCUAUGGGACAGAGGACCAGGCAGAGUUUCUGUGUGUGGUGUCCAAGGAGCUACACACACCUGGCUCAGGCCUGGGCACCGAACAGAGCCACAAGACCAAGGCUUCAGAGGUGCAGCAGGAGAAAGGAGCGCAGGAUGAGGUGGAGGGAAGAGAGAGAAAUACCACCCCGAAUGAGUGGAUAAGGGAAUGACAGUCUUGUGUCAGUUUUCCAAAGACGUGAAUGGCUUUUUCAGAUCCAUGGAUCCCGGAUGUACUAGAGAGAAUUGUACUGUUUUAGCUUGACAUUUCAUUUUGUGUGUGUUGACAUAUGUUUUAUCAUUGUUGUUGCUUCUGGAGAAAAAAAAACAGAAGUGCUCAAACAUUAUUUUUCAAAGAUUAUCGAAGUGUCCCUCUCACCAGCAGCGAAACACCAACAUUUCAAAGUGUGUAGAGAGAGAUAUGUAAAAAAAAAAAAAUGUUUUAUUUAUUUAUUAUCAUUUAUAAUUUUUUUAAUGUAUUUUAGUUCUAAUCACUUAAGCCAUGGAAGUUAGUGAAUCUUAGUAAAAUAGAUUUGACCAAAGACAAUGGUUAAAAGCACUGCAAAUCAAUGUGCUCAUCCAAAUGUGAAAAAUGGUAUGAAAUAUGUGGAAUCUGACUCAUAAGUAAGUUGUUGUUGUAUGCAGUAGUUCUGACUUGUCUGAUGCUUGAUACAGUAGUGAGACCUGGGCCUGAGCCUGUGAUGUGGCAAUGUCCUGUCUCUGAUACUGCUCUGCUGCAGUAGAGAUUGACAGUGAGACUCACACAGAAAGACAGACAGAUGUCAACUAACUGGCCACAGUCAGCACCACAAAAAAACUCUUCCCCCUUACACACACUCCCUUACGCCCUCUCACAGACACGCGCACGCACACAGUCUUGUAUAAUUAACUUUGUUUGGACACACAAUUCAGUCCCAUUCAAAAUCCUAUUUUUCCUAACCUUAAGUAUAGUUAAACACGUACACACACACACACACACACACACACACACACACACACACACACACACACACACACACACACACA